UUUCAUUAUUUUUCUAGACGAUGAUGGAUGGUGGAGCCGGAUGUCCUUUGUAUGGGGGGAGGGGUAGUAGGCAUCCUUGUAGGCGUGGUCUUCAGUUCCCCUUAAAAGGGACGCACAGCUCCUCCGAUGGGCAUUGCCAUCUCCUCUCGUCUGCAAACACGAUGGAAGGAAGUUUCCUAGCGCCUGCCCGCAUCUUGUCCUCCGCCACCCUGCUCCUCUGCGGUGUCAACAUCCUGAUGGCCCUCGUCACUCCGCUCUCCGCAGUCCAGGGGUACCAGUACCCGCUCCUGACGCUGGACGACGCCUUACUGGCAAGCGAACAGAACUCACUAGUCGAAGACUCGCCACUAGCUUCUCUUGCAGAACUGCUCUCCGAGGGAAACAUUCCCGUCGCUGCAGCUUUGCUUGCCUUAAAUAACAACAGAUUAUCAAGAUUCUCCUCAGAUGGCUCGAGUUUCAGUCUCCUCAAGAAACGCACUAGCCCAGGAACAAUUAACCACGGAAAAGUUGUGAGUAUUAUUUUAACAAUUUCAAAGUUUGGCUGUGCGCCAAAGAAACCUUUUAGAAUCAAAAUGUCGAAAAAUGAUUCCAUGAGAUGAAACAAUCUGUUAUUUUACUUUUACCUUCCAUUUCUGAGAAUACGUAUAAUACAUCUUUCCUAAUAGUAUUUUUACUUAUAUUCUUUAUUGUUUAGACAUUAUGCUUUAGUGUUAUGGGUAUGUGGAACAAGGCUUUUUUUUAAAAGUUUAGGAAAAGUUCAAAUUGGAAGCCACAGCUAAUUAUAUUUAUACGAUAUUGAUGUCCACAAAAGUUUGUUAUAAAUAAUGUGCUGAAGUUGCUUUGCCCACUACAUCACAUUUAUAUAAAUGUUACUUGUUGUCAUAUUAAAGAAGAGAUUAUAGCUUACACAGGCACUUAUGUCAUUUUUAGUG
Molecule: messenger RNA, 932 nt
Organism: Macrobrachium nipponense
Lineage: Eukaryota; Metazoa; Arthropoda; Malacostraca; Decapoda; Palaemonidae
Exons: 4
Coding region: 21-599 (192 amino acids)
Source: RefSeq, a predicted model, not a curated record